AUCUACGACAUACACCCUGAUCUUCUGCAUCCGGAACUGGAAAGCCGACGCAUCUGUGCGAGAAACCUGUACUUUUCUAUGUGGUUCGUAUUCGUGGGUCCGGUAGUCUAGCCAGCAGAGAUGUCCCGUGGAUCCCCUGCUUGCAAUCUGCAUUACACCGUGGUCAAGGGUCCCACAUCCUGUGAUACGUCACCGUCCACGUGAAGGUGAUGAGAACAUUCACAGGAAUGGAGGAGAGGAUAACUACUACAGAAUCAGCAUGUCGAACAGUAGUGAGUUUUCCUGGUUAUGCAAACCUGCCCAUGAUGCUUUAACCUGCAGGGAUGGACCCUGGGCCCAGAAUAGGCAGCAGAGGGAGGAUGAACGUGCCUGGAACAGCUCUGUGGACUGGCUGGAGGAGAACAGCCUGGAGAGGCGUGGCCUCACUUUGCCCCGCCUCCUCUCUCAGCGCUACACGGCCUCUGCGUCUCCGAGAGAGGAUGUGGGCUGGACACAGCAGGAGAUCAGUGCUGAGUCUCUCUCGGACUUUGAGACGCAGCUUCACCAGGCGAUUGAGUUGUACCACAGCAGAAUACAGUGGCUUACGCAGCGCAGCCGCAAGAUGUUUGGAGUGGUGAGAGGGUGCAGACUGGGAGUUCUUAUCGACUCAUCCGACUGGACCUGUUCUGAAGACAAGCUGGCAGAUCUGCAGCACCACCUGCUGCUACUCACAGAGGAGCAGUUUCACAUGAAGAAGCAGCUUUAUUUCAUCUCGUUUGGUACUGACAUCACCAGCCUGUGGGACCAGCCAAGAGACGUCACCCCAAGGAGGCUACAUGAGGCCCAGCAGUGGCUCCUGCAGCUGAUGCCCAGUGGUGCCUGUAACCUGCUGCAGGCCCUGGAGCACGCACGGGGCCAUGCACAGCUCGACACCCUGCUCCUCGUCCUGGGCUCCCGCCCUGACCAGUCUCCAGACACAAUAGUGGACUACAUGGCCCAGAGCAGCCAGGAGGGGGCGCUGACGGUCCAUGCCGUCGCCUACAACUGCUGCAGCUCUCAUGCUAUUGACACUGUGAAAAACAUGGCUAAAGUCACCGGUGGAAGGUAUCACCUGUAUUCAGCUGCACUGGGCGUGGUAGACAGCAGCACUGAUUUGGAGCUGUUGUGGGCUGAGAUCAAAGCUGCUCAAAACUUGCUUCAGCAUGUUCAGGACAUGCCGCAUGGACAACUGGUAGUGCAGGUCUGUUCUGAAUUGGACAGUCUGUCUCUAGCUGAUGUGAGCUGUGGUCCAUGUGUGGAGAUCUGUGUCGAGCCUCCAGCUCCUCUGCCAGCUACCUCUGCUGACUGGCUGAGUAGCCACAGCCUGGAAGCUAAGCAGCUGGACCUGUACCAGGUGCUCGCCCCUAACGCCUACGCCCCUCUGGAGGGCUACGUCCCCAUCCUGGGGAAGAGCAUCCACUCAACUGUGCAUGAGAGAGCCAUGGAACAGUUCACAUGGCAUGAUGGGACAGUGAAGAAUGUGCAUGUGGAUCUGCCAUCACUGAAGAAUUACCAGAGUCGGCUCUUGGAGGCGGAGCGAGUGUUGGAGCGCAGGGCUGAGUGGUUGAGCAACACUGCUAGCAGGCAGAUCUGGGGCACAGUGUGUGAGCAGAGAGUGCAGGUUCUCCUAGACGUGUGUGGGACGAACGCCCCCUAUCAGCUGCACAUGCGGCACGCUGUCCGACUGCUGCUACAGGAGCAGCUGCCCAGUACACACAGCUUCAGUAUCAUCGCCUUUGGCUCAGAUGUCAAAUCAUGGAGAAAGCACCUGGCUCCGCCCACUCACGAAAACCUUCAGGAGGUCUGGCAGUGGGUUCAGGCACUGGAGUGUGGAGGGGGCCGUAACACCCUGGCUGCUCUCAGACACGCCAUGGGGGCGGAGCUACAGGGUGACACCGCCCUGACCCGGGGACUGUAUCUCCUCACCACUGGCGUGCCAGACGAGGACACGGUGGAGGUUUGUGAUUAUGCGGCAGCGUCAUGCCACGCUGCAGGUGUACGCCUCCACGUGUGCCUGCUCACCAGGGAGGAGGGGCCUGUGUGUUGCCAUGACACCUGGUCUAAGACAGCCGCGGCCCUGCGUAAUCUGGCGCACGCCACCAAUGGCCGCUUCCACUGGAUCACUGACAUGGGCAUCGUGGAGAGUGAUGAUAUAAUUUUGCUGGUUGGAGAAAUGAAGAAGGCUGUUGAUUACUGGCAGAAGUGCAGUGACUUAGUGGACUCGCUGCUACGGCGGGGCUCCGGCGGCGACUCAGCGGAGGCCCUGUCUCCACAGUGCUGCAGCCCAGCCUCAGGGCCCCCGGCUCGGGCAUGCAGACCCGGACCGUCUGCUCCCAGACCCACCCGCCUCAGCUUGGCCAGGCUGAGUAGAGAUGCGGCAGAGCCCAAGGAUGUGAAGAGGUCGUCGGUGUGGAGACCGAGCAGUGCUAAAGCAGUCAUCCCCGCAGUGAGCUCAGAGGUCAGGCCAGUGCAGUCUGCCGAACACAGGAAGGUCGCAUGUUCCCAGUCUGUCUUCUACUUGGAGAACGGCAUGCUGGGUGCAGUUUUUAGGACGUACCUCCAACCAAAGAGCACGCGAAAGUGUAGUAGCACAGCUAAACUCCCCAAACAUGAGGAUGUCUGCUCUACCAAACAGUGGCUGAAGCGCUUUGGGAUCAGGAGUCUGGAUCUAGACCUGCACAAGCUGGUGUCCGGGCCUGAGUGCGCACACCGCCGGACGCUGGUGCCCACCGUCCACAAGAGUGUCUCUGCCAAAUACUGUGACAUCUUCCCCAGCGUACAGCUGAAGGGACGUCUCCGGCACCUGUUUGUGAGCCCGGGCGAGUUGAGGCAAUACCUGCUUCAGGCUGAGAAGGUUCAGCGGCGGUAUGCGCGGAGAACGCAGUGGCUCCUCUCAGGGAGCAGGCGUGUGUUUGGCUGUGUGCUCGAGCAGGCCGUGUGUCUGGUCCUGGACCUGUCUGGCUCCAUGGCCUCUGGCCUUCCCGGGCUGCAGAGAGAGCUGCCCACGCUGAUCUGGGAUCAGCUGCAUGCUAAUGGCGUGAGGUUUAGCAUGCUGGCGUUCUCUGGGGAGGUGCAGGUGUGGCAGGCAGAGCUGGUGGAGGCCACGGAGACGCGGUGUAGAGAGGCGGUGCAGUGGUUGGGCCAGCUGAACGUGCACGGAAGCACUUCCGUCCUACAAGCACUCCAGGCGGCGUGUGCGUUUGGAGACCCGCUGGGCGUGUAUGUGGUCAGUGAUGGGAAGCCUGACUGUAGUCGCAGCCUGGUGCUGAGGGAGGCGGAACGGCUGACCGCUGGGAAGGCUGUGGUCAUUCACACCACCACCCUCAGUGGCCUGGACAGCACGGCCAGGGACUUCCUGAAGAGCCUGGCCCAUAAGACAGGAGGCCGCUUCCACCAGACACCUUCGCACGCCGACACGCAAACAAUCAAUCAGCUCCUGGCCCAGGGGUUCAAAGAGAGAGAGGAUGCUGCACUCCCAGCAUUUGAAGGUGAUGAUCUCAGGAGAUUGAAGGAUGAGAUUGAAAAGUUGAGAAUGUUCCAGAAACAAGCCAAAGCUUUCAGGGAAAUUAUAUUGGAGAGGUACCCAGAAGCAACUGAACCAAAAUAAAUAAAUCAACACAUUUUGCAAAAAGUAAUAUUUUGGACUAUAACAAAUUUAAGUAAUGAGUUUAUUUGAUACAUGUUUAUCUCCCAACACUACUACUGUGUGUGUAUGGAACUGAAUAUAUAAGUAGUUUUUCAAACAAAUUAUUUUCUGAAUCUAUUUAAAGUACUUUAAUUUUCAGGAACCGUUAUACUGUACGUUUUAUGCUCUAUUUCAUUAUAAAGCAAAAUGACGUGUUGCAUUGCUCUGGCUAACUCUGGCUGUGUGUGUGUGUGUGUGUGUGUGUGUGUGUGUGUGUGUGUGUACGAGUGUACUUGCUGAACUUACCCUGCUGAUCAACUUGAUCACACCCUGAGCAAGACCCUUAACCCUCAAUUGCUCAAGUUGUACUCAGUCAGAAUUGUAUGUCUCUUUGGAUAAAAGCGUAAGCUAAAUACCGUAAAUGUAAACAUAACCGGUAUCAGUAUCAGUUAGUAUCAGUAAGUGAUUAAUGACUAAACCUCAAGUUAAUGUCUAUUGAUUAACCCUGAGUGUAAGUAAUAAAACUGGUUCUGGGCUUGAUGCUUGGGUGACACAUUGUCAGCUGACAUAUGCAUUAUAGUUUAGAGGAUCUCAUUCUCUCGUUAAAACAUAACUUCUUUUCAUCUUUAUUGUUAUUGUAAACCAUCACUGAGUCUGUGAAAGGCGAUAUAUAAAUGUAACUUAUUA
Messenger RNA from Electrophorus electricus (electric eel), 4330 nucleotides. RefSeq names its product von Willebrand factor A domain containing 3A (gene vwa3a). The record is from RefSeq and is a predicted model, not a curated record. Lineage: Eukaryota; Metazoa; Chordata; Actinopteri; Gymnotiformes; Gymnotidae.